AUGGAAGAAGAAGACAUGAUCGAAGACGAAACCAGAGUCAACAACAACAAGCCUUUGUUGAUUAUCACAGAGGCCUUCGAGGAUCUCGCCGAUUUGCUAAAACCGAUCGGCGAUGAAGACGACGAAUCAAUCGAUGGAUUGAGACUCGAUGCGUUUUGCAGUGCGUGUACUCACGUCUCUGUUCUCUUCAAUUGUCUCGGAUUCGCCUUCAAAUUCGCAGAGAUGGAGUACCUCUCCAAGGUUAGGGAUUUGGAGGAGGCGUCGAAAACGUUCGAUACGUUAGAGAACAUUUUGGAUCUUGAUGUGGAGAAGGAAACGGUGAAAACGCAAGGAAGCAAUUCGAGGAAUCUCCGACGCGUUAGACUAGGUUUAGAUCUGAUACGAGCCAUCUUCGAACAGUUCUUGUUGACGGAUGAGUGUUACUCUUUGAAAGACGCUGCGACAAAAGCUUACACACAAGUGUGUGCGCCGUUUCAUUCAUGGGCUGUGAGGACCGCGGUUUACGCCGGAAUGUAUACGCUUCCGACCAGGGAACAACUUCUGUUACGGCUCAACGAAACAGAUCAAUCUGUGGAGAAGAACAUGAAGAGGUACAUGGAAGCGUCGAUGCCGAUCAUAGAAUAUAUUGAUAAGCUUUACAUUGAUAGGAACAUCAAACUGGAUUGGUAA
Molecule: messenger RNA, 669 nt
Organism: Microthlaspi erraticum
Lineage: Eukaryota; Viridiplantae; Streptophyta; Magnoliopsida; Brassicales; Brassicaceae
Source: the annotation of a GenBank genome assembly